AUGAAACUUGGUUGGGUGAAGACGGAGAAAUCAGUUUACCGAAUUUCAACUGUAUCGCCCAGUGUAAAAAAAAUCAGACUGGAGGAAACACUAUCUACCACAACCAAAAUUAUACCGUUUAUGACCUCAGUACUCACACCACACGUAGGGUUGUCCGCUGUACAGUCAACAUCAAGUGCAACUGUGACAGAAAAUAUCGGUGACAUUUUUAUUUCUGUGUGCCGUGCGAUAAAUAGACAAACAAUAGUAAUUUUAAGUGUCGACAUAGUCCAAAUUCACAUAUUAACGAUAUUAUCGCAUUUUUAUAUGGUGCGUUAUUAAGAUACACUGAGAUACGCUCUUGACGGUGGUGAACUUCUUCCUCGACAAGACGAUGUAAAACCUCUCAUGUUAACUGGAGAUUACAAUGUAAAUUUCGCAACGGACACUUCCGUAAAAUUAAUAGAAUUUCUACAACAACUGAAUUCAUAA
Cinara cedri is the source of this 471-nucleotide messenger RNA. The record is from the annotation of a GenBank genome assembly. NCBI's taxonomy places the organism in Eukaryota, Metazoa, Arthropoda, Insecta, Hemiptera, Aphididae.